Choloepus didactylus (southern two-toed sloth) is the source of this 957-nucleotide messenger RNA. RefSeq names its product olfactory receptor 13H1-like. The coding region runs from base 1 to 957 and encodes 318 amino acids. The transcript has a single exon. The record is from RefSeq and is a predicted model, not a curated record. NCBI's taxonomy places the organism in Eukaryota, Metazoa, Chordata, Mammalia, Pilosa, Megalonychidae. Gene Ontology annotation, cellular component: membrane. Gene Ontology annotation, biological process: G protein-coupled receptor signaling pathway. Gene Ontology annotation, molecular function: olfactory receptor activity; G protein-coupled receptor activity.
AUGGCCAUGAACAAUGCCACUGCAGUGAUUGAGUUUCUCCUUAUUGGCAUCUCUAAUUAUCCUGAGCGGAGUGUCACAUUUUUCACAUUGGUGCUGAUAACAUAUAUCAGCAUUUUGUUGGGGAAUGGACUUAUCAUCUUUCUGAUCCACUUUGACCCCCACCUCCACACUCCAAUGUACUUCUUCCUUAGUAAUCUCUCUUUCAUAGAUCUUUGCUAUGGAACAGCUUCCAUGCCCCAGGUCUUGGUACAUUGUUUCUCUACUCAUCCAUACCUCUCUUACCCACAGUGUUUGACUCAAAUGAGUGUUUCCUUGGUCUUGGCCACAGCAAAGUGUCUUCUACUGGCUGUCAUGGCCUAUGACCGUGUGGUUGCUAUCAGCAAUCCCCUGCACUAUUCCAUGGUCAUGAAUGCUCCAGUGUGUGCCUGGCUGGCUGCUACCUCCUGGGGGGCAUCACUUGUGCUCACUGCCAUGCUCCUCUUAUCCCUGCAGCUUCACUUCUGUGGGGCUAACAUCAUUAACCAUUUUGCCUGUGAGAUUCUCUCCCUCCUUAAGCUGGCCUGUUCUGAUACCAGCAUUAAUCAGCUUAUGAUCUUCAUCAUUGGUAUCUUCACCCUGCUCCUACCUUUUGGGUUCGUUAUCUUCUCCCAUUUCCGAAUUGCUGCUGCUGUCCUAAAGAUUCACUCAACCCAGGGCAGGCUCAAAGCCUUUUCCACCUGUGGAUCUCACCUGAUCGUGGUGACAAUCUUCUAUAGAGCAGUCAUCUCCAUGUAUAUGAAACCUCAGUCCAAGUCCUCACCUGACCAGCAUAAGUUUGUCUCAGUGUUUUAUGGUGCUUUGACACCCACGCUGAACCCCCUAAUAUACAGCCUGAGGAACAAGGAUGUUAAAGGGGCAAUGAGGAAAGUUAUGAUGAAAAGGCAUAGGCCUCCUUUGCUUCUAAAACUUCUAAAGUAA